Antechinus flavipes (yellow-footed antechinus) is the source of this 4078-nucleotide messenger RNA. RefSeq names its product LY6/PLAUR domain containing 6 (gene LYPD6). Gene Ontology annotation, molecular function: acetylcholine receptor inhibitor activity. The transcript is spliced from 6 exons. Gene Ontology annotation, biological process: positive regulation of canonical Wnt signaling pathway. Bases 230 to 745 code for a protein of 171 amino acids. Lineage: Eukaryota; Metazoa; Chordata; Mammalia; Dasyuromorphia; Dasyuridae. The record is from RefSeq and is a predicted model, not a curated record.
CGCAUUGCACACUCUGGGGGAACCGCAGUGUGCAUUCGUGGGAUGGGGCAGCGGGUUGCUGGAAGCUGGAACCGAAGCGUGGCUUUGAACUCAUCAAGUUGUUAUGAGAAUCAAACCAGAAGUUGUUUUAAGCCCUUGGGAAAGUAUAAAUUAUGAAGUUGCAAUUUCUAUCCAGUAAAAAAGAGCCCCUGAACCCAGGAUCUCUGCAUGAGUGAGGCCCCAGUCUGCAAUGGAACCUUGGCCUGCACUGGCCUGGGCACUCCUCCUCAGCCUUCUGGCCGACUGUCUGAAAGCUGCCCAGUCCAGAGACUUUACGGUGAAAGACAUUAUCUACCUCCACCCUUCAACCACCCCAUAUCCUGGUGGAUUUAAGUGUUUCACCUGUGAAAAGGCAGCAGACAAUUAUGAAUGCAACCGAUGGGCUCCAGAUAUCUACUGUCCUCGAGAGACCAGAUACUGCUACACUCAACACAUCAUGGAAACCACUGGAAACAGCAUAUCAGUCACCAAACGUUGUGUGCCUCUGGAAGAAUGCUUGUCUACUGGUUGUGUAGAUUUAGAACAAGAAGGACAAAAGGUCUGUACUUCUUGCUGUGAAGGAAAUAUAUGUAACUUGCCACUGCCCCGGAAUGAAACAGAUGCAAUAUUUGCCACAACAUCCCCCAUCAAUCAGACAACUGGCCACUCCCAUCAUAUGUCAGUAAUAAUGUCAUGUUUGUGUAUGUUACUGGGAUUAACCUCCUAAUGACUCUGAGGUGCCAUUUAUUUAGUCAAUAGGAAAAUCUGGAAGGAAGAUGCAUCCCUACACAUGUCAUUGGCCUAACUAUAGCACGUUUAAAAUUAUAUUACUUAAGGAUGUUCCAGUUACUAAGACUUUUAGGUGUUUGGGGACAUGCCAGCCAAAUAUUACUGCUUCAAGUUAGGAAAGAAAAAUUAUUCCAUUGUGAUCAUCCAUCUUCCAAAGCCCUCUUCCAAACCAGUCUGUUCCCAGCAUGAGUAUCUGAGUUUUGUCUGACAAAACCUUUUCUCUCUCUGGUCUGGUUCUACAUUUAUUUAGCAGCAACCAUCAAUUCAUAUUUAGAUUUCCUUUUUAGUUUUAAUGGAAAGGGUAUAUGGUUUUCCUAGAAACCUUUUGCUUGGAUAUCUGGAAGGAUUACAUUACUUUAUACAAAUAAGAAUUAUAAAAAAACAAACACAGUACCCCACAGAAAUGAUUUAUCUGAGGAUCAAGUCCAUCUCUGAACAUUUUUAAUCUUCCUCAGUCCUGUGAGAGAUAGUAAGAAUUAUAAAGAUAUAUGGAGAGCAUUUGAGAGAAAAACUUUGCCCCAAUAUAUCUGGGUCAAAUAUUUAUAUUAUGACUAUACUUGGUCCUGUGUAUAAGACUCUAAAGGUGAUGGGAAUUCUAGCGUCUGUCCAUUUUUGUUACAUCAAGGAUCAAUCAAGUAUUUAUUAAAUGCCUAUUCUAUGCCAGGCACUGGACAGGCACUGGGGAUAGAAAUAAUGAAACAAUCUCCCUACCUGUAAUGAUCUUAUAAACCACAUUUUAAUUGAAGUCUCUGUGUAGGGUUCUCAUAGCAAGAAUGAAAAGCUGUUAGUUUUUUCCUGUUUCUGAUGCCAGUAGAGCAGAGGCUGAAGGAAAGGAGAGCUUGAUGGAUAGCACCAUUCCCCCUGAACUCAGUAAAAUGCUCAGUCAUCCCUCUCCUCAUGCACAGGGAAGACUAGAGCCCAUGAAAUAUCAGUUAAGUCACCCUUCCAUCUCUAGUUUUUCUACCACUGAAUUCCUAUUGUCUUCACAGAGAAUUUCUAAGUAGAUGAUUGUAGCACUGGGACAGAAUCAUUGGUUCAUAUUUGUGGACUGGGAGGCAGGGAAGAAUAUUGGUUAUGAGUAGCGGGAAAAGGUGCUAUAGGGAGCAGGUAUAAAGAGGCCUUUAGCAAUUGCAAACUCUCAUUUUGGGGGGAUGUUUGCUCCUGAGGUAGAGGGUGAAGUUUUCACCAUCUUUAUAUUUUUUUUUUGACAUUCUGUGUGCUAUUUUUCUUUUUUUUCCCUUGUAAAUCAUUUAUACAAUAUUUAUUUUUCUAUGACAUAACUAAAAUGAUAAUGUAUUAUAAAAAAUCCAUUGUUCAGACCAUGUUCAGAGAAAAGUUAUUUUUUAAAGAGCAGUAAAACUUGUAAUAUAUUUUUGUUGAAAGUCAUCAAUUAUCCUAUGCACCAGUGCUGAAAAAAAAAUGCCUUGUGUUGUUUGAGCUAAACAUGUUUUAUCUCAAAAGAUAUUAAGUAUGAUUUCCUCAGCAGGGUUGCUCUAGGAGCAUUUGCACAUGAUAAUCAUUAUUGUCCUGAGUUUCUGCAUAGAUUCACAUUGAGAGUACAUAAUGCAACUGCAGUAGGGAGUUAGCUCUGAAAAUUACUUAAAAGUGCUGUAUCCAAGUAUUCAUAUUGGGAAUUUUUUGGCUGUAAAUUCCUAAACACUACAAUAUGGAAUUUUAAUCCAGCAUAAGGAAGAAAGGUGGUACAGUGAAAAGAAUAUUGACUCUGGAAUCAGAGAACCUGGGUUUGAAAUCUGCUUUUGGUGAUUAUUCACUGUGUGAGCUCAGGCAAGUCACCUAACUUCAAUUUCCUCACCUGUAAAAUCAGGAAGUUAGACUAGAUGGCCUCUGAAAUUCUGUCUAUCUCUAAUUCUGUGAUCCUAUGGUUUGAUUUUACAUGGGGCUGACUAUUCAAAAUGCCAGACUUUAGGAUACUGUCUCUUGACAUUCUAAUUUAAGAGAGAUAGUACUUGUGUAUCUUACCACACAAGGCAAGUGAGGAAAUUAUUCAGUUUGUUUACAUGGCAAAAAGCCCUAAAAUGUUUACAAUAAGGAGUACCCUAGGGAUCAUGAUGGAUACUGGAGAAAUAGAGCACUUACUCUUCAGCAUUAGUGGAUUUUCUAUAGGGAUCUAAAGCAAAGUCUCUCCUUUUCACAUUAAAUGUGGCUUGAUUUAAUACAGGAGCCCUCAUCAGGACAAAGGGGACAGUUCUUGGAACUCAUUUCUAAAGGUCAAGGAUGUUUAUUCACAACAUCAAACUACCUCAGAGUAUAAUUUGGCAUUUGCCCAAUGGGCUAUGGGGCAACUUGUACGCUUUACAGUUUUAAGAAUGUAUGUUGGGAUAAGACUGUCCAUUAAGUCUUGGAAGGGGUGUGAUCUACACUGAAAUCACAAGUCUUGUUGAUGUGUAAGAAUGUGGAAAGAAACAGGGACAAACUGUUCAGCCCUCAGAACUCUGCCCAGUGGCCGGACAUCAUGGACUUCUGCCAUCCUACUAUGUGGAAGUCAUGUAACCCUGCUCAGGCAGAUAGCCAUUAAUCCAGAACUCUGACCUGACCUUUUGCUUCUUUUUGUACAUUUGCCUCAUCUCUCUUGCUGAAAGAGGUGACAUUUUGAUGUUGCUACUAAAGAUGCUAUAAAAUAUAAUGGAGGUGUUGAUGUCCUUCAUGUCUACAGAUAGUUUUGCAUGCAUGGAUUUCUCUCCAUUGAUUGCUUUAAAAGUAAUGCAUGGACCUUUGAGUAAGAGAGAAAACACAAAAAUUGGCCUCCAAUGAACAAACUGAUCCCACAAAAGUCUGCCUGGCUAUGUAUCAUGCAGAAUCCAUUAAUCUGAGUGGUCAAAUCAGUGAACUUGAACAAUAUCUCUAAGUCAGCAUUCACUGACAGAUCUGAAAACCUGGUUCUGCAUGCAUCCAUUGGGAUGGAUUGUGGAUAGGUUUUUUUUUUUCCUUGUACAAAAGAAUACAGUAAGCUAUACAUCCCAGGCCUUCCCUAUACCCCUAGAGUAUCCAAUGGAAGGAUGGAUUAUUUACAUAAAAGGCACAUUGCUAGUCUGGCCUUUCCACCACAUUAAUUCUCCUAGAAAAUGUCACCAUCAGCAGCUUUAUGAAGUACAAAAAAGCAGUCAUGUGUAUUUAAUCCCUAUAUGUUAUAUAUUUAUUUUUAGAUUCUCCACAAUAUUCCCAUUUUAAAAUGGGUAUGAUGGAUAUCUGAAUACUGUAAAUACUGUACAAUUUGUAAAUGGAUGAAAUAAAGAUUUUAAGUGCAUUUCAA